GGAAUUUUAGAAACAGCGGUGUUUGUAUCAAUUUGUAGUGUAAUAUGAAUUAAUUAUGGUUUUAACAAGUUACUCACCGAUCCGAACACUGUGUAGAGUCCCGAUACGAUGGAUGUUGAGCAGCUUUCGACACAACAAAAUUCACAACUCCGCCAGUCAUUUAGCAGAAGAGAUCGAGUACGAUGAAAUUCCGGUUAGUCGAAUACGUAACUUCAGUAUAAUUGCACACGUGGAUCAUGGCAAGAGUACCCUCGCCGAUCGAUUACUAGAGAUUACCGGUACCAUCGCCAAACAUGCCGGCAACAAGCAGGUGCUGGACAGCUUGCAGGUCGAAAAGGAACGUGGCAUCACGGUGAAGGCGCAGACCGCCUCCAUCAUCUACAAACGUGCGGGAGAGAAUUAUUUGCUUAAUCUUAUCGACACACCCGGUCAUGUGGACUUCUCGAACGAGGUAUCCCGCUCGUUGGCCGCCUGCAACGGCGUUAUACUGCUGGUGGACGCAAACCAGGGCGUCCAGGCGCAGACAGUCGCCAACUACCAUCUGGCCCGGUCGAAGAACCUCGUCAUUGUGCCGGUCCUGAACAAGAUUGACCUCAAAAAUGCUCGUCCGGAAGCGGUAUGUAACGAACUGCUCACCCUGUUCGACAUCGAUCCCGAGGAAGUGCUAAAGGUUUCGGCCAAGUUGGGUACUGGUUGCGACGAAGUACUGAGCAGUAUCAUCGAUCGUCUUCCACCGCCGGUUGCCAACCGGAAUGCACCAUUCCGAGCGCUUAUCUUUGAUAGUUGGUUCGACAAGUACAGGGGUGCGCUUAAUUUGAUCUACGUGAAAGACGGGGAGGUGUGUACCGGCCAGGAGAUAGUUCUAUGCCACACGGGUCGCGCGUAUGAGGUGAAAAGUUUGGCCCUCCUUCGACCGGAUGAACGCAAAGUGGACCGUUUGGUGGCGGGACAGGUUGGGCUUCUCGGGUGCAACAUGCGCACGAGCAAGGAGUCACAGAUCGGCGACACAGUGUACCUCAAACGGGACAAAAGUUGUGUCCCACUGCCGGGUUUCAAACCCCAACAGCCAAUGGUGUUUGCUGGUGUGUAUCCACCGGAUCAAACCCAGCAUCCGGUGCUGAAGGGAGCGAUAGAAAAGCUGGUGCUCAAUGAUUCCGCCGUCACCGUAAUGCCGGAUUCUAGUCCCGCGCUCGGACAAGGCUGGCGGCUGGGGUUCCUUGGACUGCUCCAUCUGGAUGUUUUCAGUCAGCGACUUCAGCAGGAGUACGAUGCUGAACCGGUCCUUACGGCACCCUCGGUUACGUACAAGAUCAAACUGAAGGGUACCAAGGCUAUCGCGGCACACGGUGGCAACGAAACGGUGUUCAUCAGCAACCCGGCACUCCUGCCCGACCCGACGUUCGUGGAAGAGUACCACGAGCCGUACGUCCUCGGCACAAUCAUUGCUCCGACGGAGUGUGUCGGGGCGAUCAUUGGCUUGUGCGUGGAACGACGCGCCGUCCAGAAGACAUCCCUUAACAUCGACAACGAGCGCAUCAUGACCACGUACCUCAUGCCGUUGAACGAGAUUGUGCUGGAUUUUCACGAUCAGCUGAAAUCGCUCAGCUCCGGUUACGCCAGUUUCGACUACGAGGAUUACGGGUACGUGGAAACAAGCAUCGUGCGCAUGGACGUGCUUCUAAACGGCCAGCUGGUGGAGGAACUGUGCACCAUCACGCACUCGAGCAAAGCGCAGAACCAUGCGCGAGAGCUGGUGCUAAAGCUGAAGGAACUAAUCCCCCGGCAGAUGGUGCAGAUUGCCAUUCAAGCGGUGGUCGGGGGAAAGAUUUUGGCCCGAGAAACUAUCAAAGCCUACCGGAAGGAUGUUACGGCCAAAUUGUACGGUGGGGAUGUUACGAGACGGAUGAAGCUGUUGAAACAACAAUCAGAUGGAAAGAAAAAGAUGCGAUCGAUUGCAAACAUAAAUGUGCCGAGAGAUACCUUUAUAAAAGUGUUAAAACGAUAGAAAAACUCAGCUGGAAGCCAUUAAAUUUCAACCGCACCUGAAUGGCUA
Messenger RNA from Anopheles coustani, 2053 nucleotides. It is a transcript of the gene waw, whose product is annotated as translation factor GUF1 homolog, mitochondrial. Gene Ontology annotation, cellular component: mitochondrion. Lineage: Eukaryota; Metazoa; Arthropoda; Insecta; Diptera; Culicidae. The record is from RefSeq and is a predicted model, not a curated record. Gene Ontology annotation, biological process: positive regulation of translation. Gene Ontology annotation, molecular function: mitochondrial ribosome binding; GTPase activity; GTP binding. The transcript has 3 exons. The coding region runs from base 56 to 2005 and encodes 649 amino acids.